This is a messenger RNA of Misgurnus anguillicaudatus (oriental weatherfish), 991 nucleotides long. The record is from RefSeq and is a predicted model, not a curated record. NCBI's taxonomy places the organism in Eukaryota, Metazoa, Chordata, Actinopteri, Cypriniformes, Cobitidae.
AGAAAUGACGUGGACGGUGGCUCUCAGUAAUCUGGUGUUAGGAGUUUAUGGAUUUACUCUCAUCACAGGUCUUCCUGCCAACAUCUUGGCUUUUUACGCCUUCUGCCAAAAGAUUCGCAAAAAAACCACCCCUAUGGAUAUCCUCUUACUCAGCCUUACUAUUUCAGACCUGAUCUUCCUCUUCUUUCUGCCGUUUCGCAUGGUCGAAGCUGCAAACAUGGAGUGGACGCUGUCGUACUCCAUCUGUCUGUUGACGGGUUUUGUCUACUUCUCCACCAUCUACAACAGCGUCCUUCAUCUGACGGCCAUCAGCGUUGAGCGCUACCUUGGUGUGGCCUUCCCCAUAAAAUACAAGAUAAAACGCAAUCCCAGACAUGCAGCGAUAGCCGUCGUUUUUUUCUGGGUGAUUUCCUUUGUAACCUGCAGUAUCGUCUAUAUCACAUAUUACCGCUAUCCUCCAGAGCCGGACUUCAUCGACCCGUCUGACAGGAACACCUGCCAAGAGGAAUUCACUGUCGAAAAAGUGAGGAUAACUGAGACGUUUCCUCAGAUAGUUUUCAUCGUGCUCCUCUGUGCAUCGUUUCUCAUCUGCUGCUUUUGUUACAUCAAGUUCAUAUACAUCCUGUCCAAUCUACCCAACAUGAAAACUCAGAUAAGAACGAGAGCCAUCGGGUUGGCUUUGGUAACACUGCUGGUGUUUAUUAUCUGUUUUAUGCCCUUCGGCAUAUCACAUUUUGUGAGUUAUAGUGUUAGCAGCGACAGCACUGAACGGAAUAUGUAUGUUCUGGUCCCCUGUACACUAAACGCGUGUCUCGAUCCUUUCAUCUUCUACUUUUCUUCUUCAGCAUUCAGAGAGACUUUCAAGAGCGUCUUGCGAGAGCUGAUCAGGCGCAUGGCCAUGCUUUGCUGCCAUUCAGCUUCUUCUGUCUCUUGUUUAAAGGUGGGACAGCAGCGAAGAGAACGUCUCGGUUACCACUCCGGUUCCACUUAA